CCAAUAAAAAUUAAAAAAAAAAAAAGUUUGGGUUACUGCAUGGGAAAGUAAGGGGCGGCAACGGGCAAUGGGGCUGAGCCUAGUUCCUUGCGCAAGCCGACCGCCAGGAAGAUCAGAGUGCAGUGGCUGGAAGCUGGUGGGGCACGGCCUCGAUGUUCCAUAUUGAGGGCUUUGCACCCCAGCUGGACCCCGAGGAGAUGAAACGGAAGAUGCGCGAAGAUGUGAUCUCCUCCAUACGGAACUUCCUUAUCUACGUGGCCCUGCUGCGAGUCACUCCUUUUAUCUUAAAGAAAUUGGACAGCAUAUAAAGAUUGGACAUCACAUGUGAAUGCGUGAUAUGAAGAACCUGGUUCCAGUUUCUACUCUGCAAAUGAAUAGGCCCAGAAAGAUGUAAGAGACUCUUUGACUGAAUGGACAUAAAACUUCUACUUGUUAAGAACAAGUUUGGCUCUGGUAACUGACCUUCACAGCUAAAAUAUAAAUUAAUUGGGAAGUAUGAAAGAUGUUUUAUGACCGUAGUAUGCCCUUAAUACCUGUGAUAUUCAGCCUCCAUGAAUUUUGGU
Messenger RNA from Rhinolophus ferrumequinum (greater horseshoe bat), 563 nucleotides. RefSeq names its product mitochondrial import receptor subunit TOM5 homolog. The record is from RefSeq and is a predicted model, not a curated record. Bases 153 to 308 code for a protein of 51 amino acids. Lineage: Eukaryota; Metazoa; Chordata; Mammalia; Chiroptera; Rhinolophidae. The transcript has a single exon. Gene Ontology annotation, cellular component: mitochondrial outer membrane translocase complex.